Messenger RNA from Rotaria sp. Silwood2, 807 nucleotides. The record is from the annotation of a GenBank genome assembly. NCBI's taxonomy places the organism in Eukaryota, Metazoa, Rotifera, Eurotatoria, Philodinida, Philodinidae.
AUGGGAAAUGUCAAUAGCAGUAUUCAUCGAAAAAUAAAUAGUUUAAAAAAAAGAAAUCAAACAAGUAAUGGAUUAAGACCUCUUAAUGCUUUACUUAUUGUUGAUGUGCAAUAUGAUUUUAUUGAUGGUUCAUUAGCUCUUAAAAAUUGUCCAAGUCAACAUCAAGGUGAACAUGUUAUACCUAUUAUAAAUAAAUUAUUAUAUGAUAUUCCGUUUGAUCUUGUUGUUUAUACUCAAGAUUGGCAUCCACCUGAUCAUAUAUCAUUUUAUGAAAAUUUACCGUUACGUGCACAUCUACUUGCAAGUGAUUCUAAAAAAGUCAAUGAAUUAAAAGUAUUUGAUACGGCUGUAUUUUCAUUUGACGAUGAAGCAAAAGCAAAAAAGAUGCGUGUUGAACAAAUACUAUGGCCAACACAUUGUGUACAACACAGUCAUGGUGCUGAAUUACAUAAAGAUUUGUCAAUAAUAAAAUCAAAUAAAAAUCGUCAAGUUAUUAAUUUAUUAAAAGGUUAUGAUAGUGAUAUUGAUUCAUAUUCAGCAUUUUGGGAUAAUCAAAAAAUUCGUGAAACACGAUUAAAUUCAAUAUUAAGAGAAAAUAAUAUUACAAAUGUAUUUAUUGCUGGUAUAGCAACUGAUGUUUGUGUAUAUUCAACAGCUUUACAUGCCGUUGAAUAUGGCUACAGAACAUUUAUUAUUGAAGAUGCAUGUCGUGGUGUCGAUGUAACAAAUAUUAAUUUACGUCUUGACGAAUUAGUUAAACGUAAUUGUGUAGUUGUACAAGCAAAUGCUAUUAAAGACAUAAUUUGA